CUCGUGCCUUAACCAACCAGUAUAAGGGAAGCAGCUGUGAGGAUCUGCUCGUACAGUUACCUUCCAGUACAGUUAUGGCAGGCAUCAGUAAAACUGAAAAGGUUCAGCUGCACGCACCAGAUUUAGAGGAACUGCGUUAUGUAUUGCAGUCAGGACUGCAGGACAACUUUGCUGAAGUUCAGGUGAGUGUUGUGGAGUGCCCGGAUCUCACCAAAGAGCCCUUCCAGUUUCCUGUCAAAGGCUUGUGUGGAAAUCCUCGCAUCACUGAUGUUGGGGGCGUGCCAUACCUGAUCCCCUUGGUUCAAAGGCACAAGGAAUACGACAUGAACGCCAUAUCAAAAGAGCUGGAGCUGCCAGGAGCCUUCAUCCUCGGUGCUGCGGGUGCUCCCUCCAGAAUUCUUGGAAUGAAUGCAGAGCUGAUGCCUCUGGUUCUGACCGAAGCGGAGGGAAGGCCUGCGGUGAACAGCAGCUACUUCUCCUCCAUCAAUCCCGCCGAUGGCCAGUGUCUGCAAGAAAAAUACAGUGACAAAUACAGCGACUGCAGCUUCGGGCUGCUGGGCAAUCUGUACGCUUGUGAAGGGAAGUCUGGGAAGGUCAUAGAGGUGCGAGCCAAGAAGAGAACAGGAAGCCACAGUCUUGUGACGGCUUUGAGGAAAACUCUCGAGGGUCACUACCCUGAUAAAAACCUGGCUCUGGGAGGCACCUUCAUCAUCCAGAAAGGGAAAGCAAAAAUCCACAUCAUGCCGAGAGAGUUCUCAAUGUGCCCCCUCAACACUAAUGAUGACGUCAACAGCUGGCUCAAGCACUUCGAGGUCAGCGCCCCGCUCAUCUGCCAGUCGGUGCUGGUAUCCAGAGACCCUGGUUUAGACCUGCGCGUGGAGCACACCCACUGCUUCAGCCACCACGGAGAAGGUGGCCACUACUACAUAGACACCACACCUGACACUGUGGAGUACCUGGGCUACUUCAUGCCUGCACAGUUUGUCUACCGCAUCGACAGGCCCAAGGAGACCCAUGGAGUCGGAAGAGAUUGAAAAAUGAAUGAAUAAAUCAAGCUUGUAGCGCAGCAUCUCCUGAUCAUCUAACUGAAUCGAGCAGCGUGUGAUUUAUAUUAGAUUCUUUGUAUUAUAAAACCCCACAGAAACAUCUUUUCUUUCGUUCAAAUCAUUUCUGUGAAUCUUUGCUAUUGAAUUACAUUUCUGAAAAUAAAUCAACAUUUCUUAUAAACAAA
Messenger RNA from Scatophagus argus, 1231 nucleotides. It is a transcript of the gene bkgd, whose product is annotated as chromosome 14 C11orf54 homolog. The record is from RefSeq and is a predicted model, not a curated record. Gene Ontology annotation, molecular function: hydrolase activity, acting on ester bonds; zinc ion binding. NCBI's taxonomy places the organism in Eukaryota, Metazoa, Chordata, Actinopteri, Scatophagidae. The coding region runs from base 75 to 1034 and encodes 319 amino acids. The transcript has 8 exons. Gene Ontology annotation, cellular component: nucleus.